Aplosporella prunicola CBS 121167 is the source of this 1653-nucleotide messenger RNA. RefSeq lists its product as uncharacterized. The record is from RefSeq and is a predicted model, not a curated record. Gene Ontology annotation, cellular component: RNA polymerase III complex. Gene Ontology annotation, biological process: transcription by RNA polymerase III. NCBI's taxonomy places the organism in Eukaryota, Fungi, Ascomycota, Dothideomycetes, Botryosphaeriales, Aplosporellaceae. Bases 229 to 1275 code for a protein of 348 amino acids. The transcript has a single exon.
GCAAAAUCUGCUCGCCUCCCAACACCUCUGCAGCCUUGCUGUCGCAUUCCCGACUGCCGCUUGACUGCCCGCGACACCUGACAUCGUUCCUCGACUGCCUGCAACCCUUGCUGUCAUUCACCCGGACAGCCGCCCGCCGACUCUUCGAGCAACCUUGCUAUCGCUUCGCCCUCUCCUCUACUCUCCUCCUCGAUACUUCUGCGGCAGUAGCUGUCGGCAUCAGAAAACAUGGCGCCCGCCACCGCGUCUAAGAAGGACCAGCUGUACGACAAAUGCGCCGAGCGUGAACCAGGCACUAUAUUCUACCAGGAAGACCUCAGCCUGUUCAACGUCGCCAAAGAUGUGGAAGAGCUAGUGCGGCUCUGCCAGGAGCUGGUGGACGCACACCUUUUCGAGCUGUUAGAAUCGGGGCAGAACGCGUGGGACAGGGCGCUAUGCUGGCGGCUACGGACGCGGGAAGACGCGGCGAAGCUGCGGUCGAUGGACCCGAACGAGCGCGUCGUGUACUCGCACAUAUCGUCGACGAGCGACCAGGGCAUGUGGACGCGCACGAUAAAAGCCAAGACCAACUUCCACCAGACGGUCAUCAACAAGGCGCUCAAGUCGCUCGAGGGCAAGCGCCUCGUCAAGUCGAUCACGAGCGUCAAGCACCCGGGCCGCAAGAUCUACAUGCUGGCGCACCUGACGCCGAGCGAGGAGAUCAGCGGCGGUCCGUGGCACCAGGACGGCGAGCUGGACGUCGAGCUGAUCGAGACCAUUGCCGGCGUCAUCGUGCAGUACGUCGAGGGCGAGAGCUGGGCCGAGCAGCGCGGCCCCUCCAAAGCAGACAUCCGCCGCAAGAAAGAACUCGUCCAGCAGCAGCGCAACAACAACAACAACAACUCCAACCUCCCGGCCGACCCUCCCAAGUUCGAGCCGCCCCUCGGCCGCAACGGCCGCCUCCUCGUGCCCCACGCCCCGGGCUACCGCAACUACCCCACCGCGACCUCCAUUCUCGACUUCAUCGUCAAGUCGGGCGUCAUCGAGGGCGUCGUGAUCCGCGAGUCGGACCUGCGCUCGCUGCUCGACAACCUAGUCUUCGACGGCCGCCUCGAGCGCAUGGGCGCCAUGGGCUACCGCACCGUGCGCGGCGUCAUGAACGAGACCGAGGAGGGCUACGGCAACGGCCUCACCCAGGCCCCCUGCGGCCGCUGCCCCGUCUUCAAUCUUUGCGAGGAGGGCGGCCCCGUCAGCGCUACCAACUGCGUCUACUUUGAGGAGUGGCUGAAGCUGUGACCUGCGCGUGCUUGCUCCUACUACCACUACUGCUGCUGCUGCUGCUUUUGUGUGGUAGGCUUUUUCCAGCGAUUCUAAUAGUAAUAGUCUGGUCGAUGAUGUGGAACAGCACAAUCACCUAGACCGUGCGUGAUGGCGCAAGUUUUGAUGGCGCAAAAAAAGAGGGCCACGGAAGAGCGGCGUUUUCAGUUGAAAGAUCUUUUUUUUGAUUGGGCACGUCGAUGUCUACUCGUCGCCAUGAGUCGUGUCCGACAGGUACGACGAUGACGACCAAAGAUGAAGAAAAAGAUAUCAUCAAAGCGAUGUUUUUGUCGAGAGAAAAACAAACUUGUUGACGCGACUCGUCACGAAAAAAGAAUUCAACAACAGCAUGCGGGA